This is a messenger RNA of Papilio polytes (common Mormon), 885 nucleotides long. RefSeq names its product putative thiosulfate sulfurtransferase, mitochondrial. The record is from RefSeq and is a predicted model, not a curated record. Gene Ontology annotation, cellular component: mitochondrion. Lineage: Eukaryota; Metazoa; Arthropoda; Insecta; Lepidoptera; Papilionidae. Gene Ontology annotation, molecular function: thiosulfate-cyanide sulfurtransferase activity. The transcript is spliced from 5 exons. Bases 226 to 771 code for a protein of 181 amino acids.
GACACAUUGUCAAGUGUCACUGUCAAACCUUACAGGUUCUAUUUGUUUCGUUAUAAUUGUUUGAUUUGAUUUAACUGUGAUGUUAAGUGUAAACAUAAGUCUCAUUUAGAUGCUAGAUUUUAUCAUUGAGUUGUCUCUUGUAAAGUAAUAUUUUAUGCAAGUGGUCUGCAGGGAGAAAUAUAUACAUUUGUGUGAUUUAGUGUGAAUUUAUUCGUGGUGUGAACCAUGUCAGCAUUAAUAGCUUCCAUCAGAUGUGCUGCGAAAGUAAUAACGUCGUUGGGGACUGGAAAAUGUACUUAUAUUUGUAUUUGUAUAUUUAUAUGUGCAGGAGGUUUCUUGCAGCCUUGUAGUACAUUAGGCUUACAAGAUACACAGCAAUCAAGACAAUUCAGCAGUAAGAAAGAAUUUCAGAGCAUAAUGGUGGAUCCCAAGAGAGUGGUGAGCUAUGAAGAUAUGCUUAAAGUGAUCCAUCAACCUGAAAAGGUUAUCAUUGAUGUUAGGAAUAUGGAUGAAAUUAAGGCAACAGGAAAGAUACCUUCGAGCAUAAAUAUUCCAUUGGGCCAGGUACAAAAUGUAUUGACAUCAAUGUCUGAAGAUGAAUUCAAAAAGAAUUUCCAACGAAGCAAGCCAACAUCGUCUGAUGAGUUGAUCUUCUACUGUCAGUCGGGGAGACGGUCCUCUGAAGCCCUUGAUAAAGCUUUAAAACUUGGAUAUUCCAAUUCAAAAACAUAUCUAGGCAGCUGGAAUGACUGGUCUAGCAGACAGCAGUAAUUCUAUUGCUAUGAUUACUAAAGCAUAAUAUGAUUUAAUAAGAUUAAAUAUGGUGCUGGGGUUUAUUAUGAAUUAUUCAUGUAACCAAUAUAAAAUACAUUAUUAAAAUAUCAA